AACUCAUAAUAAAUUGAACAAACAAUAUAUAAUCCGAUCGCAGUAAUAUAUCUCCCAGGAAGGAGUUAGUGUUGACUGUUCUGACAUAACCAAACAUUCUUGCAGUCGCCCAUAGAAUGCUUGAUGGCGCUGACUGUUGGUUGCAACGAGCGAGACAGAGAGCGAGAAAAGAAGAGAGAGAAAAUUCACGCGCUAGCAUUGAGGGCGUACUGAUCUAAAAAAGCGUCUGGCAACACUGGUUUUGCUAACCAUUACAAGCUCUAACCUCGAAAAACUUGAAGGGGGGUCCAGCCAGAGGUACCAAGCAAAAGCCAGCAAAGUAGCUCGAGCAGUAGAUGUGGCACCUGGCCCCCUAGCCAUAGGGGACAACCAGACCACUAUCAGGGAGCACACCAUUAAUCACCUCACAAUCGGAGCUUUAAUUAUUUAUUUUUUUAAAAUAAUACAUCAUAAGGGAUUUUUGUUGACUUUAACGUGGGCAAUACAGUGAACCCAACCUGAAUCCAACCGAGAGUACAACCAAGCUAUCAAUCCCACAAAGAUGACCAUUAUUGUGUUUCUCAUCGACACAUCAGCCUCCAUGAAUCAGAGAGCAGACCUGGGGGGACGUCCCACGCUCCUCGAUGUUGCUAAGAAGGCUGUUGAGACCUUUGUUAAAGUGAGACAGAGAUCUCCUGAGAGCAGGGGGGACAGGUACAUGCUGCUGACCUUCGAGGAUCCACCUCAUAAUAUCAAAGCGGGUUGGAAGGAGAACUUGGCGACGUUCAUGAACGAAUUGAAGAAUCUGCAGUGUGUGGGACUGACAACUCUGUGUGCAGCCCUGAAACACGCCCUGGAUGUCCUCAACAUCAACCGAAUGCAGACUGGAAUCGAUACCUACGGCCAGGGCAGGUGUCCAUUCUUCCUGGAGCCCUCGGUCAUCGUUCUCAUUACAGAUGGUGGAAAAUACACGACCGCCAGUGGAGUUCAGCAAGACUUCACCCUGCCCAUGCAUCCACCGAUUGUCGGCUCAGAACUGACCAAAGAGCCUUUCAGGUGGGACCAGCGUGUUUUUUCCUUGGUGUUGAGGCUCUCUGGGACACCUGCAGUCGAAAGGGAUACAGGUCUCGUCGCCAGUGACACCUCGCCGAUCGAUGCAAUGUGUGAAAUAACUGGAGGUCGUUCCUAUUGCAUAACAUCCCACCGGAUGCUGAUGCAGUGCAUAGAUUCACUGGUGCAAAAAGUCCAGUCAGGAGUAGUAAUAAACUUCGAGAAAAUCGGUCCGGACCCUCCGCCGUUGCCGAAUGAGCUGCCAAACUCCGGCCAACAGCUGCCCCAGAAUCCUCUCCCCCUGACGCAACCCCCAAUACAACAGGAAGACGAAGAGAACGAUGAAGAGAACUCCUCGAUCGCAGCGAACGGUGCAAAAUCUCAAUACCUCCCCCAGCCCCCAAUCGCUGGUAACACAGCAUGGCACUCGUGCAGAAGAUUGAUUUAUGUCCCUAGAUCAGCGCAGAAGGGCUUUGCUGUGGGUUUCUGGCCAAUCCCCGAGAAUUUCUGGCCAGAUCUCAGUGCCAGUACACUGCCACCAAGAACAGCCCAUCCACUGGUAAAAUUCACGUGCACAAGCCAAGAGCCAAUGGUCAUAGAAAAUUUGCCAUUUGACAAGUACGAGCUUGAACCGAGUCCUCUGACUCAGUACAUCUUGGCAAGGAAACAGCCGACGACGUGUUGGCAGGUGUUCGUAGCGAACUCUUACAAAUCGAGUGAAGUCGGCCAUCCCUUUGGCUACUUGAAAGCCAGCACAAAUCUCACCUGUGUGAAUCUCUUCGUGAUGCCUUACAAUUAUCCAGUGCUGCUGCCACUCCUGGAGGAGCUCUUCAAGGUUCACAGGCUUAAGCCAACCAAUGAGUGGCGAACACAAUUUCAGAAUUACAUGAGAACAAUGCCCACGUACUAUGCAGCCUCGUUACGACGUGCCCUCACGAGAAUGGGCGCACCGACCCCCUUAGCCCAAACUUUAAUUCCAGACAAUAUGGAUAACUCCCUGUCUUACACUGUCUUGAAUCAUCUCAAGAGGUUGAAGAACCAGGCGAAGAUCGAGUUUGACAGAUUGUGCAACGAAGUUAUCUCGAAACAAGUGGCCAAUGCCAAUGCCAGCAAGCUCCUGGUGAAUGGCACGUCGUCGCAAUUAUCAGAGGGGGUUCGAGUGAUACCUAGGAGUCCCCUUAAGAAGGACCUGGUGUCCCAUCCCCUCCUACAGGACAAAUUCAUAGGCCUGAGGGACCAGUUGAAUGAAUUCGGGGGCUUCACUGUACGAGUAGUGAGAAGUCAACAGCAGAGGAGUGCCCACAGCUACAGAAAUGCCUUUGAUGUACCCAGGAAGAGUCUGCUGGACCAAGUUGUUAGGAUGAGAGCAAACUUCCUGCAGCCCGGACUGCUGCACACAAAACUGCUGGACGACGAUUACGUGCAUUCCAUGCCUGUGGCACAGAUGGGAAAUUACCAGGAGUACCUAAAACGCAUGACCCCACCUUUGAGGGAAAUCGAGAGUGUCCCAGUGCGUCAGCACAUGUUCGGGAAUCCCUUCAAGAUCGACAAGAGGAUGAUGGUGGACGAGGCUGACAUCGACAUGGUGGGGGCAACGUCCUCCAAUGCCAAUACAAAUAACAGUAAUUCCUCGGUGGUACUUGCACCUACGUCACCAAUAUCUCCAACCAAUUCUAUUGGUAAUUCUGGAACUGUGGGGAUCACGAUAAAAGGCAGCUUAAAGCGUCCUCUGGACAAUAAUGGGGGCAAUGGGAGUGUCAGUCCCAUUGUGUCGAGACCACCCAGCAAGAGAAAACCAGGACCAAUUCCGAGAGAAGUUGUUGUGAGGAGGCCGAGUUAUUCGGUGAAUAAAGCACCCUCGCCUGUACCCUGGAGUCAGGAACCCAAGAGUCCCACUGAAGCACCACCUGAAAUCACUCCAUCCUCAUCUGUUCCUCUUAUCCCCCAUCCUGGCAACUCUGCUACUGUUGCCAAUAAUUCCACGACACCCACGAUCCCUGAUAAAUUAACCAAUGGACUCACUCCUGUGGAGAAUGUAGAGCUCGUGGAGAACCACUCGACCCCACCCACUAGCAAUAAUGUUAAGGGGAUUAAGAAGAGUCUCGAUAACGCCGAGACCAAGGCCGAGUGCAAUGAGAGCUCAGAGGGGCACAAUAGCGUUAAUUCCAUUGAUAAGAAGGACGAACGCAUCAGCAAUCACGUGGAGGAGGCAAAAGUUGUCAAGGGGGAGAGGUCACUGUCCAAGAAGGAGUUGGAGGAGGUCAGGAAACAUAAUUUGUCAAUUAGGGAACUUGUGCAUAAGGAAGUUAGGAAAAGAGGAACGAAUUAUAAAACGCUAUUUUCGCACAUGCAACAAAUAAAAGGGACCCUCGAUAUUCGAGUUGCUUUUGUUCGGGAGAUAGUCAGUGAAUCGAAGAGAUUCAAACGCCGUAAUUUGGCUAAAUUGUUGGAGGAUUACUUGAGCACUGUCCAGCGGGACGGAAUAGGAACGAAUUUGGAUGUUUCAUAGUUAAACCAUUAUGAUAUUUUUUUCCUUCACUUUUUUGUUAUGCAGAUGAAUUUUUAAUAUAAAGUGAUGAUUAAUGUGUAUAUACACUCAGUAAGAUGGAUUUCUAAGUGAACUUGAGGGGCAGGAGGGAGGAGAGACUUGUUGAGGAAGUCUCGAGAUUCUACAAUAAAUUUGAAUGUUGAUUAUGUUGAGUUAUUUGACUGUUGACUAUGUGAAAUCAUUGUCUUGCAUGAGUGACUCCUUUUUACAAUUCUUUUUCUUUCUCCAGUUAUCAUUUUUUUUUUCUACUCAAUUUUCCCUUCUUUUUUCUGCAAAAAAAAAACAAAGAACAAUAUCAUGUGUGUUGUGCAGGUCUCACCCCUUUUGGUUCGACUAUUGGAGUCGUCUCUGUACGCUUGAACAAAGACUUGCACCGGAAUAAAAUAAUGAAUUUUUAACGACAGUUGAUUAUGACACCAAGUGCGAUUUUUAUUGAUGAGAAAAAAUGAAAGAUUAAUCAAUUUGAUAAAUAAAUGAAUUGUAGUUAUUUUAUCAUUGAAUUGUGCAACUUUGUGAUCACAAUUUGUACAUAAUUUACACUGAUGGAGAGAAAAUUAUCCAACGAGAGUAUGAUUAUU
Messenger RNA from Fopius arisanus, 4155 nucleotides. It is a transcript of the gene IntS6, whose product is annotated as integrator complex subunit 6. The record is from RefSeq and is a predicted model, not a curated record. Bases 542 to 3538 code for a protein of 998 amino acids. Lineage: Eukaryota; Metazoa; Arthropoda; Insecta; Hymenoptera; Braconidae. Gene Ontology annotation, biological process: snRNA 3'-end processing. The transcript is spliced from 6 exons. Gene Ontology annotation, cellular component: integrator complex.